Batrachochytrium dendrobatidis JAM81 is the source of this 3741-nucleotide messenger RNA. RefSeq lists its product as uncharacterized. Bases 1 to 3741 code for a protein of 1246 amino acids. The transcript has 21 exons. NCBI's taxonomy places the organism in Eukaryota, Fungi, Chytridiomycota, Chytridiomycetes, Rhizophydiales. The record is from RefSeq and is a predicted model, not a curated record.
AUGGCAGAGAAAGGCGUCUAUGAUUCACCUGCUCCAGCGUAUGGAGCACCCCAGCAGAGUGGGUACGGUGCGCAACCACCAUACGCUCAGCAACCUCAGCAAUAUCCACCUCAGCAAGGUUAUCAGCAGCAGGGUUAUCAGCAACAGUAUCCUCAACAGCAACAGUAUCCUCAGCAGCAACAGUAUCAGCAGCAGCAAUACCCUCAGCAACAGCAACCAGGCUACUAUGCUCAGCCACCACCUCAAACCGUUCUUGUUCAGCAGCAAGCUCAAAAGUCUAAUGCUGGUGAAGCUGCCUGUUGCGGUUUUUUUCUCUUGAAUUAUCAUUUUUUGUAUUGUAUGGCAAAAGUUACUCGAACACCAAUUGCUCGCCUCGAUCCAUUGGACAAUGCUUUCUUGGCUAUAGCCAAAGGUGCCAUUGCUUCGUCCCCUCAUGGGGACCACUCUAUCAAAAUCAAUGUUGCCAUCAAUUAUACUUUGUGUCGUGUGGAUGGUCAAGAGUCGAUACAGAAACAGCGACCCAAUAAAGAACGAAAGAAAAAACAACCAAGUGUCGAUGCAUACAAACGGCUUUACAUCACCUACUCUAUUGGUGGUCAAAUCGAAGGCAAGACAGAGCCUUUUUCAAUAUCAGGAAACAACUGGUCUGUCGUGCAUGAUAUCAAUAUUGCCAAUGAAUUCAUCACAAACUUGUACCAUAAGCCACCCGAGUUUGUGAUUUGGGAGAUUGUCCGAACUGAUGAUCACGAUAAAGAUGGACCGCAGAGUUUAACAAGGAAGAUUCCCAAUAUGGGAGACGAAGGCGAAGAAACCCCCAGUAUCGAGUUUUCAGCAAAGGAAAACAGAUCCCGCUCUGAUCAUACCCAAAAAUUCCCAAUUUCCUUGGCACAAACUGCUAUUAAAACAAAACCAGUUCGAAAUUCAAAACUAAACAAGCGUGAAAUGAGUGUUCCUCCAGUCAAACCUCCAAAAGAAAGUAUCGUCAGCCCAUCUCAGAGCCAAAAGGCAGAUGUGAAAAUUUCAGAAACUAUGCGUUCUGAUUCAGAAGCAGUCAAUCGUAACAAUAACACCACUGAUGAACCUAAUCAGAAUCUUAAUAGUAGCAUCAAGCAUCAAUUUGCGCGGCGCCAAUCGUUAUCAAACCCUGAUUUAAAUGUAUCGUUUGAACAAGGAGCUCACGAGUUCAAAUCAUUGGUUUCAAAGCGUGCCAACAGCUACUCCCCUCCACUCGACCAGAUUCGUCCUGGCUCACCAUUACAUCGGUUUCUUAACGAGGAUUUUGGUAUAGGCCCUCAACCUCGAGAAAAACAAAAGGGCAAAGAAUCAAUCCAUGCACCACCCAGAGCAUCAAGUCGGGAAGCAGCACAUCCUCAUCAUUUUAAUCACCCAGAAAAACAUGUAUCUGCAGAUGUGCACCAACGCACACCAAUUCGUUCGAGAUCGUCAUCAUCUCUAGCAGGUAUUGGAUUAAUGCAUCAAAAAACACCUCCUAGUCCACACCAUCAUGACCAUCCCCUGACCAUCCUGGCACCUCAUGGUCGUAUAAAAGAAGCCAAUUCUACAAAAACUACUGGCCACUCUGAAAAAUUGAAAAACAAUCAAAUUGGUAAAAUUGAUAACUGCCAUGCUUCAAUGCCUGCCCAUCUUUUCAAGAAUACUUUACUGAACAAGUCGGGACACGCUUUUCGCGAAAAAAAUAAGAAUAUCAGUAGCAGUUUGGACGAUACAAAGCAUAUUCGAUGGAACAUGGAUGGGACAGCAUCCACACGCAAUAUGAACCAAACGGCACUUUCAUUGGAAGAUGUAGAAAAACAAUCAAACGAUCAGAGUAUUGAUGCACCCACUGAAAAGUUGCUGUUGGAUAAAAAAAAGGGAGAAUAUACCCAUAUUCCAAUUGGCAAGGUCGUUUUGGAUGUCACAGGAUUUUUUUUUGAUAUGACUGAAGCCAAAGCAAGAUUGAACCCACUGUGUAUCACUAUUGAUACUGCAGAUGGUAUGCCUGAUAAACCACUUGGGUUUGACGAGCUAGAUAGCAAGUGUUUGCCAGUCUCAGUAAAAUUCCAAUUUUUUAAUGACUAUAUGUUGCAUCGUUCUAUUCUUUCGAAUCAAUGUCAUGCUCGACAAAUGCAUUUUAAUAGUAAACAUUUGAUACUUACCGGACUAAUUGAUCCUGCACGACUUUGCGACGAGAUUUUCAAAUCACCUCUUUUGAUCGAGGUGCACGACCGUGAUCACAAGCUUUCGCCCGAUCUUUCAAAGAUUAGUGCAGAUUUAAAUGAUAAUGGUACCAUCAAUCAACCCAUGAAUCCAGUCAAUCCUUACGGAGUGGCAUCAUUUUCAUUGGUUGAGCUGUGUUCUGGAGAAACAGAACUACAGCUGAUUUCACCUAUUUUACCCACAAAGAUAAACUCUACAAAAAAGCACAAGACGCUUCCUGCUGGGUUUUGGCUAGAUUCGUCAGCACACUUGUCUAUUUUUAUUCAUCUACGGUUUCCGCUGAUGAAUAAAUUUUCUGCCGAACCUAUACCUACUGCUUUGGCUUUGUUUGGACAAGUUGUGAUAGCUUCUUGUUCAAGCGAUGAAACGAUUCCCAAUCUGGUUCAAAGUAUUGUUACUUGUUGUAAUGCAAAGGCAUUGAACUUAUCCACCUCUAGCCGUCAACCAAACCUUUCACUGCUUACUUAUCAGUUGUCAGAUUCUGAAAGACAUAGUUCUAGUUUGGAUAUUUUGACGGGCUAUGACAUAUUUGAUGAUCAAGUCAGAAUAAUGUAUAUAGAAGGACUUAUUGAUGGCAACCUUAAAGUUCUUUUGUCCUGUCUUCAAAGUAUAAGCGACAAGAUACCGUUUAGAGUGUCGACAUCUGUCAAAGCACUCAACUAUCCAAUGGCUUUGCGAAAACUACCGAUUGUGCUUCAUAUCCGUUUAGUACAGAAUCUUCAAGAAAUUCUACAUUCAACAAAAACCUAUAUUGGGGGGAAAAUAUCCAAAGAGUGUUUAGACUGUCUUUGUAUGCUUAACGAGACUAUAAACCUGGAUUCUUUUUUGGUGCGUAGCAAUUCGCUUGCAUUUCCAACACAAUCCAUGAUUAUGGCACUUGUCGAAUCUAUAGGAAAAGUUGUACAGUUUGAAUCAUCUAUCCCAUGCAAGGACAAUUUAAAGAUGGUGUCGGCUUGCGAUCGCCAAAAAGUAUUGAAUGACUUGGAUAGUGCGCAUGUUGCGAUCAAUGAUAAGACAAAGCAACCCAACCUGCCAAUCAACUACGGACGAUAUGGAGAACCCAUCAAUUACCCGAUUGGAUCUUUUGUUUUAUCUGCAAAAUCGGUUGUAAAUGCUAAUAAUAGUCAAGUAAUGGACCAGAUCAACCAAAGACGGUUUCAUAAGCCUAAUUUUGUUUCAAUGAAUAUACAGGCACAAAAGUUGCAAUCCAAGGCGCCUUAUCAACGUACGACCAGCAAUGAUGUAUACAACUAUUCAAUGCAAACCUAUUCAACUACUCAGCAGCAGAUUGAAGACUUGCGAACGCAAAUAUCAAAAGAUCCAACGCAUAUUUAUACAUAUUGCAAGCCAUAUUUAUCUCAGAUGGUAUCACUGGUUGAUUUUGAAUCUGAAGUCAAGACACAACAAUUGGAAUCUCGUCGAUUGUGGAAAUCACACAAGGGAUUUUGGGCCGGAGUUUCUGUAGUUGCCUUGCUUUGCUGUAACUCAUGCUCUUGGCGAACCAUGGUCAUUCUUAAAAACUAG